AUGUUUGCAGAUUCAGGGUUAAUGCUCCAUUACAUGCAAAACUGUUCUCCAGAUAUUCAACAAUUUGAAGACCUCUUCAAAUCAUACAAGCUAUCCGAUGAUGACAUGAACAACGCUUUUGCUGAGUCAUCACACAUACACGAGUAUGAUAUCGGAGAAGAAGGAGAUCUAUUCAAAGCCCCUGAUCCAAUUCUUGAAGAACCAGUCUUAGCCGUUGACCCACUCUCAGCUGCUUUAACCAUGAUCUCUUGCGGUGAAGACUCUUCCCAAGGGCUUUGUGAGCUUCCUGAUCUCGAUCUCGGGUCGUUACAAAGUGGUCAGCAGCUUCUUGACAAAGCUUUCUAUGAGUGUGAGCAAGAUCUCAUGAUGAAGUCAGCUAUGGAGUCUCCAUUCUCUGAUGUUUUAGACAUCAAAAACAUCUCUGAUGUCGGCUCUGAUGUUUUAGACAUCAAGAACGUCUCUGUGGUGGCAACUAUCGAUGAGAACCAGGAUAUGCAUAAGAGCGAAAGCUCAGGGAAUUUGAGCUCUAUGGAUUGGUCACAGGCACAACAAGAAGCUGUUGUGAUUCAGAACUUCCCUGAUUUUGCUCAGUUAGACUUUGGUUCUGCCUAUGGGAUGCGACGAGCCUUUAGUGAAGGCGACAUACAGCAGAAACUUGGUACUGGUCUAGCUCAAUCUCCAUUGGAUAGGAUUAUUGUGAGCUGUACUUCAGAGGAUCGUCGUGAGAAGCUUUCACGAUACAGGAACAAGAAGAGCAGGAGAAACUUUGGGCGCAAAAUCAAGUAUGCUUGUAGGAAAGCUCUUGCGGAUAACCAACCAAGGAUCCGAGGAAGGUUUGCUAAAACAGAGGAGAGGAAGUAA
Molecule: messenger RNA, 861 nt
Organism: Eruca vesicaria subsp. sativa (arugula)
Lineage: Eukaryota; Viridiplantae; Streptophyta; Magnoliopsida; Brassicales; Brassicaceae
Source: the annotation of a GenBank genome assembly